CCCAAAAUAACCUUUCUAAUAAGUCAGACGCAAGGGUGGGGUUUCUCUCCAGCACGUUUGUGAGAUAAAAAAUGUCAACAAUCCCACAAUGAAGCAGCCUGAAGAGUUUGAAAAGGUGUUCAUCCCCACCUGUUGGCUUACGGUCUGUUUCCUUCAAGGUCCCUUCCUUUCUUCAUGUACAGUGCACAUUGAGUAUGCACACGCCUUUAAUGCGUUUCAGCCAUCCAUAGUCACACAGUUUGAUUGCCUAAGGAAUGGUUUAAGAACAUACUUCCCUGUCGUAUCUGCUCUUUCAGUUCUUAGUAUGCUUAUAUCUGGAGCUCUGGUUCUAGUGAUCAUUACUGAAUGUGAAUGCAGAGCAGGGGCUAUAGUCAUUAUUCUAGAUUCAUUAUUCUGAAGCAAUAGCAUGACUUGAAAUUCCUUAACAAAUAAUGAACAUUGCGAACUCAGAAGAAAACUGAACAUGCUGAGUCGACCGAGUGGACUUGCAGUGGAUGAUUCUAAACUUGAUGGACCUUUAUUACAGAUUUUAUUUAUGAACAAUACUGUUUCAAAGCAAUAUCAUCAAGAAAUAGAGGAUUUUAUAUCUAGUUUAGUUCAAAGAUAUGAGGAGCAACAGAGAGCGGAAUCUGACAAGACCUACUUCAAUGUUAAGCCUCAGCCUUCUAGUUUUGUGUUGGAAGAAGAUCAUAAAGCGACCGACUCAACUAUGUCCAAAAAAAUCAAGGAAGCUUUUAGUGUUGUAGGAAGUGUUCUCUAUUUUACCAAUUUUUGUCUUGAUAAACUGGGGCAGCCUAUAUUAAAUGAAAAUCCUCAGCUGACAGACGGAUGGGAAAUACCCAAAUACCAGCAAGUUUUCACGCAGAUUCUUUCUCUAGAUGGACAAGAGAUACAAGUAAAGUCUAAAAGCAGGCCGAAACCUCACUGCUUCAACUGUGGCUUUGAAGACCACCAAAUGAAAGAUUGUCCACAGCCACGAAAUGCUGCCCGUAUAAAUGAAAAAAGAAAACAGUUUAUGGAUGCUUGUGGAGAAGCAGGCAACCAAAACUUCCAGCAGCGCUAUCAUGCAGAUGAGGUUGAAGAAAGGUUUGGAAGAUUCAAGCCAGGAAUAAUUAGUGAGGAACUUCAAGAUGCCCUUGGUGUCACCGACAAGAGUCUCCCUCCUUUCAUCUAUCGCAUGCGGCAGCUUGGUUACCCCCCAGGUUGGCUGAAAGAGGCUGAAAUGGAAAAAUCUGGACUAACACUCUAUGAUGGGAAAGCAUCUCCUGGUGGUGAAACAGAGGAGGAAGAAUAUUGCCAACAGAACCGAUGUGUCACUUAUGAUGUCUCCAAGUUGAUAAAUUAUCCAGGUUUUAAUAUGUCCACUCCAAAUGGAGUAGCAGAUGAAUGGAGGAUGUUUGGUUCAGUACCUCUUCAGCCAUCUCAGCAGAAGGAUAUCUUUGCCCACUACCUUUCUGCUUAUCAUUUGGGAAGUCCAAAGCCCAGCAAUAAAAGGCCUUCAUCUCACCAGAGCUCUCAUCAUUCAAAAAGACAGAGAGGAAGCAACGUUGAAGUAUCAUCAGCUGACAUGGAGAUGGAUUCUGACUUGGACAUUCCACACAGCUCUCCAGGUUAUGAUGGCUUCCAGUUUCAACCUCCGUUGCCUCCUGGGUCACCGCUGAACGCAACUCCUCCCCCAUUGCCACGAGGUACCCCACCAUGUACCCCACCCAACUUUACCCCUCCUCGGCCUCCUGCCUGUACACCACCACCACUUCCCCGUGAUACUCCCCCUUUGACACCUUCCGAUGAUUCUGCUCCGCUGAAAACAGAGGGCUCCGCCAUGGAUGAAGACACGUUGACCCUGGAAGAGCUGGAAGAGCAGCAGCGUCUCAUUUGGGCAGCCCUGGAGCAGGCCGACAGUGCCACCAGUGACUCCGACAUCCCUGCCGGGACCCCUUUAACAGGGAACUCUGUAGCGUCAUCGCCCUCUAGAGUUGAGCCAGAAGUUCUCGUGGAAGAAGUUACGUGCAAGACGUUGGAUGCCUCGGAACCUGGACUUUCAGAAAACAGCGAGCAGAUACUCAAAGCUGAAGAGUCUGAAACCAAACAGAUUUCAGUUAAUGAACUGGUUGAUCUCACAGAAGAGCCUGAAAAUAAACAGAUUUCAGCUGAUGAAUUAGUUGAUUUAACAAAAGGGGAAGAUUCUGAAGACAAAGCAGAGGACUGCCCCUCGGCCUCAGCAUGUGAGGCAAACCACGGGGAAGACUGCGAUGACUCCCCUGUGGUCACCAAUGUUGAGAUGUCGACUAAAAAUGCCAGCCCUGUCCCUGACAUGAGCAAGUUUGCGGCAGGGAUAACGCCAUUUGAAUUUGAUAAUAUGGCCGAAUCAACUGGGAUUUACCUCCGAAUAAGAAGCGUGCUAAAGAACUCUCCUAGAAACCAGCAGAAGAACAAGAACCCUUCCGUUUAAUUGUCCUGCUCCUGCAGCAGGGUUUCACCCAAAAGAAACCAGCCGUGCCCAUUAACAUGGGAUGCUGCUCUGAAUUAUAUGAAAACGCCAAGUUAAGAACAGACACAUAGAAAGCAGAUGCUUUGUUCUUCCUAAAAUGGUGUGAUUUAUUUUUCAAAGUCCAGUGUACAGGGGCUUCCAUUUUGACUUUAGGACCAAUUGCAGCCUAAAGACAAAUGUUUUCACUAAGAAAGAGCUACUGGGUGACUUAAUCAUCCUAUAUUACAUUACAGACUCCUCUGAAAAUGUCCUCCAAAUAUGGGUUAAUCUUUUUUGGCUCUGUUUUGACUUGUGAGUUACAGCAGCAACAAGUGACGGAUUUGUGCUGCGUACAUGAAACCUGUGCUUUCCACAUGGAGCUGAUCAUCCUGUAGAUAUGUUUGCUGUCGGUGGUUUUUAAAAGGUUCUAAACUUUUUAAAAUACUUUCCCUUCCAUUUAAAAGAAAGAGGGAGAGAGAGAAAACUAGCAAUCAAAUGGGAAUAAUCAGGGAUUACUUUGCAACUGUCUCUACCCUUUUUGAAGAGUUUUAUAAGUAAUUUAUGUGGGUCGAUUUUUUUAGUCACUUCCGCUUUUUUUGGUAACAUCGUCAUAUAGUUGAACUUGCUGUACAUAUAUGUCAAUGCUUGUGUACAGAGGUUUAAUAAACAAGAGUUUUUCAUAA
This is a messenger RNA of Elgaria multicarinata webbii, 3153 nucleotides long. RefSeq names its product zinc finger CCHC-type containing 8 (gene ZCCHC8). The coding region runs from base 464 to 2452 and encodes 662 amino acids. The transcript is spliced from 13 exons. Gene Ontology annotation, molecular function: zinc ion binding; RNA binding. Gene Ontology annotation, cellular component: catalytic step 2 spliceosome. The record is from RefSeq and is a predicted model, not a curated record. Lineage: Eukaryota; Metazoa; Chordata; Lepidosauria; Squamata; Anguidae.